AUGUCGUCAUCGUCGAUAAUAGGAUCGCAGGGCGCCGGCGUGGGGGGCAAACUGACUCCGCACCUGGAUGAGCAAGUAACCAAAACGCUCAACCUCACUGUUUUGCAGAGAACGGACCCAUUCAUCAAUGAGAUUCUCAUGACCGCCGCUCACGUCACCUUCUACGAGUUCAACGUCGAUGCUUCCCAAUGGAGCCGCAAGGAUGUUGAAGGGCCUCUCUUUGUAGUCAAGAGGAACACCCAGCCGCGGUUCCAAUUCGUUGUUAUGAAUAGGCUGAAUGAAGAAAAUCUUGUGGAGAAUCUCUUGCAAAAUUUCGAGUUUGAAGUCCAACUUCCAUAUCUAUUAUAUCGCAAUGCUGCACAAGAAGUCAAUGGUAUUUGGUUCUACAAUUCAUGUGAAUGUGAGGAAGUUGCAAAUCUCUUUACUAGGAUACUGAGUCCUUAUUCAAGGUUUCCUUCAAAGCCACAAGUAUCCUCAAGUAAAAGUGAGUUUGAGGAACUUGAAGCAGUCCCUACCAGUUCAGUGAUUGAAGGGCCACUAGAACCAUCAUACAUUGCUUCUGCAGAUCUACACCACGACUCCUCCUUUGUGAACUUCUUUAGUAGUGCUAUGCAUAUUGGAAAUGAGUCUUCAAAAGUCAAAAAUCCUUCUCUCAACAAUCCUCCUGUAGUUCCUCUAUCCUCCAAUGUUCUUGGUGUUGGCCCUUCCACUCCAACUUUGCUAGCUACAUCACUUACAGUAGCAGCUCCAUCAACUGCUCCAGUGUCGUCCCUUCAUGCUGCUAGUGAACAAAGCAAAAGUGGUAACUGGGUUGUCAAUCUAGUCAAGCCAUCAUCUUUCUUCUCGCCCACUUCAACUUCUACCUCAUCUGUUCCAACUUCUGCUAUUCAUCUUCCCGCAAAUAUGCAACGGCCACAUGGUUCUUCAAUGCUUCAACCUUUCCGACCUCCUACACCACCGGCAUCUCUUACCCCCGAUUCCGUUUCUGUUCCAAAUUAUGGACCUGUAAGCAGGGAAAGAGUUCGGGAUGCGCUUUUGAUGCUAGCUCAGGACAAUCAAUUCAUCGACAUGUUUUACAAAGCGUUGCUGAAAGUGCAUGAACGGUGUUGGUGA
Messenger RNA from Fraxinus pennsylvanica, 1113 nucleotides. NCBI's taxonomy places the organism in Eukaryota, Viridiplantae, Streptophyta, Magnoliopsida, Lamiales, Oleaceae. The record is from the annotation of a GenBank genome assembly.